Cucurbita pepo subsp. pepo (vegetable marrow) is the source of this 1450-nucleotide messenger RNA. Its product is annotated as AP2-like ethylene-responsive transcription factor At1g16060. Gene Ontology annotation, biological process: regulation of DNA-templated transcription. The record is from RefSeq and is a predicted model, not a curated record. Lineage: Eukaryota; Viridiplantae; Streptophyta; Magnoliopsida; Cucurbitales; Cucurbitaceae. Gene Ontology annotation, molecular function: DNA binding; DNA-binding transcription factor activity.
AUUCUUGGCUGUUCUUCCAAGUUUUGAUCUUAUAAAACAGAAACUGAAAAAGACAGGCUUCGAAAACAGUACAAGAACAUGAAUUAUAUAUAUACAUUAUAUUCAAAUGGAUUGAAACUUGCAGAGGUGGAGGGGAAGAACCCAGAAACAAAUGGAGGCGCCAGCUUUGAUUUUGAAGAACGAGGAGAAUCUAAGAAUAUGUUGGACGGAAGGCCAAGUUCCGGCCACCAGGCGUGUCAAGAGACGGCGGAGAGAUCCCUCCACUGCCUCUGCCAUCGAUCAAACUAAAAAUAAGCAGCAAUCCGAUCAAGCUCCGACCACCACAACGAAGCGGAGCUCAAGAUUUCGCGGCGUCAGCAGACAUAGAUGGACGGGUCGGUUUGAAGCUCAUUUAUGGGAUAAGCUUUCUUGGAACUUGACACAAAAGAAGAAGGGUAAACAAGUUUAUCUCGGGGCUUAUGAUGAAGAAGAAUCAGCUGCAAGAGCGUAUGAUUUAGCAGCACUCAAGUACUGGGGUGUAACAACAAUCACUAAUUUUCAGAUAUCAGAUUAUGAGAAGGAGAUUGAGAUAAUGCAGACAAUGACAAAGGAGGAGUAUUUGGCCUCUUUAAGAAGGAAAAGCAGUGGAUUCUCAAGAGGUGUGUCAAAAUAUAGAGGAGUGGCAAGGCACCAUCACAAUGGUAGAUGGGAAGCAAGAAUUGGGAGAGUUUAUGGGAACAAGUACCUCUACCUUGGAACUUAUGGCACUCAAGAGGAAGCUGCUCGAGCUUACGAUAUGGCUGCCAUUGAAUACCGAGGGAUCAAUGCAGUUACCAACUUCGACUGGAGCAAUUACAUGGCCUGGCUGAAACCUCCGCUGCCACCCGUUGCCACCCCGAACGAAUCCCAUAUGACAUCGGACCCUCUCAAGGAGCUCUGCAACUCCAGCUCCAUCAUCCCAGCAGAAGAAACUUCCCUUUUCCAAAACCAUCACUACCACGACAAUUCCUUCCAUUCUCUUCAAAAGCAAGAGCUUCUUCAUAAAAGCUGCAGCAUUCCUCUCAACAGUUAUGUUAAAUCUUCUCCAUCAGCUCUCAACCUCCUUCUUCGAUCUUCAUUUUUCAAGAAACUCAUCGAGACCAACUCCAACCUUUCGGUGGAUGAGGCUGAUAAUGGAGAAGAAGCAAAGACUCGAGCUGUGCUUGACAAUGUGUUUGAUGAAUUUGGAGACGUCUUCUGUGAUAGACUUACAGAUGAAACGUUUGUUUGCAGCUCCGACAAAGAGCUGCAAGAAAGUGAGCUUCAUUCGUUCUUAAAUGGCUCAUUUCAUCGCUUCAAAGCAUCCUGAAAAAGAGCUUGAUUUUGUGUGUACUUUGUUCAUACCAUCAUAUUUAACAUUUUAAUAUGAAAGUAAGAACUCGAUUCUGUCAACUGUGGACACAAAUGAAUCAAUUACUUCUUGCUUUAUUCA